Messenger RNA from Anolis sagrei ordinatus, 2372 nucleotides. It is a transcript of the gene PCYT2, whose product is annotated as phosphate cytidylyltransferase 2, ethanolamine. Gene Ontology annotation, cellular component: cytoplasm. The record is from RefSeq and is a predicted model, not a curated record. Gene Ontology annotation, biological process: phosphatidylethanolamine biosynthetic process. Gene Ontology annotation, molecular function: ethanolamine-phosphate cytidylyltransferase activity. Lineage: Eukaryota; Metazoa; Chordata; Lepidosauria; Squamata; Anolidae.
GCGGGCCCGGCUCCUGACAGCGCCGAGGUCAAGGCAACAGCUGAGAGUCCGGCAUUCACUCGCUCGCCAUGCUGCGGAACGGAGCCGCCGGAGCCUCUUCCCCUGCCAGCCACGCCGCCACCCGGCCGGUCCGCGUCUGGUGCGACGGAUGCUACGACAUGGUACAUUAUGGGCACUCCAACCAGCUGCGUCAGGCUCGUGCAAUGGGAGAUUAUCUGAUUGUGGGAGUCCACACAGAUGAGGAAAUCUCUAAGCAUAAAGGUCCUCCUGUCUUCACUCAAGAAGAGAGAUACAAAAUGGUGAAAGCUAUUAAGUGGGUUGAUGAGAUUGUGCCAGGAGCGCCUUAUGUUACAACACUGGAAACUCUGGACAAAUACAACUGUGACUUCUGUGUACAUGGAGAUGAUAUCACACUUACAGCAGAUGGCAAAGACACUUAUGAGGAAGUGAAGAAUGCUGGGAGAUAUAGGGAAUGUAAGCGCACCCAGGGAGUAUCUACUACAGACCUGGUUGGCCGUAUGCUGCUCAUGACCAAAGCCCACCACAGCAACAUUGUUGAAGACAUGGAUUACCGGACACAUGCAGACAACCUUGGGAAGUGCCCAAAAGGUCACAGCCCCUGGACUGGAGUUUCUCAAUUCCUGCAGACAUCUCAGAAGAUCAUCCAGUUUGCAUCUGGCAAGGAGCCGCAACCAGGAGAUACCAUCAUCUAUGUGGCUGGUGCAUUUGACCUUUUCCAUGUCGGUCAUGUGGAUUUUCUAGAAAAAGUGCAUCAAAUGGCAAAGCAGCCUUAUAUAAUUGCAGGAUUGCACUUUGAUCAGGAAGUAAAUCUAUACAAAGGCAAGAAUUACCCAAUAAUGAAUGUGCACGAGCGAACUCUCAGUGUUCUAGCCUGCAGGUAUGUUUCUGAAGUUGUGAUUGGAGCUCCUUAUGCAGUCACCGCUGAUCUACUGGAUCAUUUUAAAGUGGAUCUCGUUUGCCACGGGAUGACAGAAUUGGUCCCAGACAAGGAUGGAUCUGAUCCAUAUGAGGAACCCAAGAGGCGUGGCAUCUUCCAGUUGGUGGACAGUGGCAAUAACCUCACAACAGAUCUGAUAGUGAAAAGAAUAAUUAAGAACAGGCUGGAGUUUGAAGCCCGGAACCAAAAAAAAGAAGCCAAGGAGCUGGCUGUGCUUGAGGCUAUGAAGAAAAAAGAGGAAGACGUAGCCCAGCAGAAGGCAGGCCUAAAAGGGUCCCAAGAUUACAAGAGCUAGCAUGGAGGAAAGGUGCAGCAGAAUCCUCCCUUCUGGAGCAGUUUUCCUGGAGGAUAGGAUACUGCUGUCAACCUCAGCAAGGCCUGUGGUCAUGAUUUUCCUGGCUUCAAGUCCACAGUUGCACAUGGAGAAAGAUCCAGGAUGCUGCUAUCUAAUUUGCCCAGGCCCACUCACAUGGGAAGGGUUUAAUAUUUACCUACCAAUAACAGAUUUUAAUUCCAAUGAAUGUUUGCAACACUGCGUGGUUUUAUCUUCUAACAAUAUCUGACCUGUUGGAAUUGGGAAGCAGGAAUAAUCUCUGCUCUGCUUUCUUUUAAAAUCUGUACAUUUCAGACCAUCCCUCUGAUUUUUGCCUGCCAGAGCAGGCAAAAUUUUCUAAUCUUCAAAACCGUCCAGUCUGGCUUGGCUCAUAUCCUACACAGCACUGAUAAGACAGACCCCAGGGUACUCACUUAAUAGCAGUACCUAAUCAAGUUGGGCCAGAUACCCCCAAAGCCUCCCUUUUUCUGAGAAGAAGGCUGUAGCCAUACUGGCAAUCACAUUUCUCGGUUGGGCCCAAAAGGGAGGAAGAGAGCCAGUCUGUAGGUGCUUUCACUGCCUUACACUGAACUUGAUACAUUCAAAGUCUUGUUUAGAGCUUAGUGCAGCUUAGGCUUCCCAGCAGCACACAAUAUGUUCUCAUUAUCCCAUGUUCAGAUGUGCCUCUUUAGAUCCAUAGCUAAGCAAGGGUCGCUGAGAUUGCAUUAUUAAAUGUUCCCAAUAUGGUGUAAAUCUUUAGAAAUCUUGCUGUGGCUCGAUAUGCUUAUUAUACCUCCCAAUACAUUGCUUUGCAAUAGGAAUUCUACUCUACUCUUGUGGCUCUUGUAAAGAGGGACUGAGAUCUCUGCUAGCCCCAGCUGAGCAUACAGCCAUUGUGGAUAAAUGCCUUGUAUGGUGGAAGUAGGAUGCAUUGUUGUGAGGCUCACAGAUGCAUCACUUGCCUGAGACUUCUUUCUCAUGCAAGGUGGGAAUGUACACAGGAGCUGUUCAUGAGGGUGGGGUUCUUUCUUGUGCAGAUGGGCUCUUUUCUAUCUCUCUUGUGCACUUUCAGCAGUGGAAAUUAAUAAAACAUCAAUGACU